This is a messenger RNA of Drosophila busckii, 1185 nucleotides long. RefSeq lists its product as uncharacterized. NCBI's taxonomy places the organism in Eukaryota, Metazoa, Arthropoda, Insecta, Diptera, Drosophilidae. The record is from RefSeq and is a predicted model, not a curated record. The transcript is spliced from 2 exons. The coding region runs from base 352 to 939 and encodes 195 amino acids.
UCCGGGCUGGACUACUUCGGGCCACUCCUGGUGACGGUCGGGAGGCGGAAGGAGAAGCGCUGGGUGGCGCUGUUCACCUGUCUUACGACGCGAGCUAUACACUUGGAGCUGGCGCACGACCUAUCUACAGAUUCGUGUAUCAUUGUUAUACGAAACUUCACCUGUCGUCGUGGCCCAGUGUUGAGACUGCGCAGCGACAAUGGGAGGAACUUCAUCGGAGCUGACAGAGAAGCCAGGAAGUUCGCAGAAGUUUUUGAGCCAGAGAGGAUUCUGGACGAAUUGUCAUCCAAGGGCAUCGAAUGGAUUUUUAACUGCCUUUCCAACCCAGCCGCAGGCGGCGCCUGGGAGAGAAUGGUGCAGUGUGUGAAGAUUGUGCUUCGCCACACGCUUAAGGAGCUGGCUCCAAAGGAACACGUACUGGAGAGCUUCCUAAUCGAGGCGGAAAAUGUGGUCAACUCACGCCCCUUGACUCAUCUGCCGAUUGCAGCUGACCAGGAGGCGCCGUUGACACCAAACGACCUGCUGCGGGGAGUAGCGAACCUGCCGGACACGCCAGCCGACUACGGGCGGUCGUUUAUGUGCCCUACGAGGAAGCAGUGGCGCGUCGCCAGAAUGAUGCGAGACAGGUUCUGGAAGCGAUGGGUCAACGAGUACUUGCCGACCCUCGUAAGGCGUGAGAAGUGGUGCGAACACGCAGAGCCAAUACGUCAUGGAGACGUGGUCUUCGUGUGCGACCCGGCUGUGCCACGAAGGGAGUGGCGCAGAGGAGUUGUGGAAUCUGUGCAAGCUGGAGCUGACGGAAUACCCCGACGUGCUGUGGUGCGCGUUGCCAUUGACGGCAAGGUACGACUGUUAAUCCGACCCGCUUCAAAACUGGCAGUUUUGGAUUUGGGUGAUGCAGUCGCAUCACGGAGGAGGGGAUGUCGCGGCACGGAUUAAAUAUCGAGUAGAUUGUUAUCGCUGGAGUCCCGCCGCUAGGAAAUGCGGUAUUUCAGUAUUUUUAGAAGUAUUUGUAACGCGGCAACACUAUUGUAAGUGACUGCGCUUUUUCCCGCACUUUUGUGAGUCGGGUCGGACUGGGCGGUCCAACUGUGAUUAAAACAUGCAUUAUCAAUAAACACGCCGUGUAGACCAACACACGUGUCAUAUCCAAACUACCUAACCCGAGUUUGAAUUUGAUAGUUU